This is a messenger RNA of Strongylus vulgaris, 507 nucleotides long. The record is from the annotation of a GenBank genome assembly. Lineage: Eukaryota; Metazoa; Nematoda; Chromadorea; Rhabditida; Strongylidae.
AUGGGGAGGAAAUGGGGGAGACAGGCUGAAGAAAUUGCGAAUGAUAAAAAAGAUACUGGCUAUAAGAACUCAUUUAGUAGCAACACUGGAGGAAAUUCAGGAGGGUGGGGAGGAAAUGGGGGAGACAAUAGCAACACUGGAGGAAAUUCAGGAGGGUGGGGAGGAAAUGGCGGAACGAGCACGGCUCCUCCGCAUUCUCCCUCGUCUGGAGGUAGUCGCUGGUCGGCAAAGCAGGUUGAAGACAAAUUCAGGGACUUCGACGUUGACCAUCACGGGGACGAAGACGGCAAGUUAUUGAUCUUUCGCACGGUAAAGUUGAGGGCUCUAGUUAAGUAUAAUAUUGGAAAUGGACCACGCUGAGGAGAGGAAGUGUUUGAAAAGGUAGACGUACGCUUUACGACUCCACCAACAAGAGGUGACCGACGAACGAGCACAGUCAAUAGAGGACAAGGAAGUGUACACGGAAAUACAGGAGAUGGUGGAAGAGAAAUCGAACUUGAUGCUUGA